Messenger RNA from Aedes albopictus (Asian tiger mosquito), 2582 nucleotides. RefSeq names its product zinc finger protein 37A. Gene Ontology annotation, molecular function: zinc ion binding; DNA-binding transcription factor activity, RNA polymerase II-specific. The transcript is spliced from 5 exons. The record is from RefSeq and is a predicted model, not a curated record. Bases 86 to 2278 code for a protein of 730 amino acids. NCBI's taxonomy places the organism in Eukaryota, Metazoa, Arthropoda, Insecta, Diptera, Culicidae. Gene Ontology annotation, cellular component: nucleus. Gene Ontology annotation, biological process: regulation of transcription by RNA polymerase II.
AUCAAAAUUGAUUCAAACUAUUUUUUUGCAUUAUUUAGUUAGAUUCACAUAAAAUUCUAUCUAAAAUUUAUUAUAAUAGUUUGGAAUGCCUGCGUCCUGCUGUGUUCCUGAUUGUGACCUGAAAUACGCGCACGCGGAAGAUGUUUCUUAUCACAAAUUUCCCCUGAAGAAACCCGAACUACUAGAGAAAUGGGUCCAGUUUACAGGUCGAGGUCCCGACUGGAUCCCCACCCGGUGGAGUGCCAUAUGCAGCCGCCACUUUAAGCCGACCGAUUUCAAGGAUUGUGUGUACAGGAAAAAUCUAUUCAGUACUGCAGUUCCUUCCCUUCGGAUAAGACACCAAACUCCGAUUGCGACCUACAUCGAUCCACCGAAGACCGAUGAAGCGAAGGAAUGCGUCAAAAGUGCAAUCGUACAAUCUGUGGUCCAGCAGGUUGACGCUCCGCAGCUUUCCGAUUCGUUGGACCAUGUGGACACGGAUCAUGAAGAUCUCUAUUCUGGGGAAGAUCCCAAUCUGCUGGACAUUACGUGCAGAUUGUGCGGAAUCGUGUUCAGCAAAUGGUGCCAGGGUUUGUUGGUGGACUGCCGGGAACAUUUCGCGGUCAUUAUGAAAUGCCUCCCGUUUGUGAAUUUGGAGAUCAGCUACUUUCCCUCUAAAAUUUGCGGUCACUGCUUGAGGAUGAUCAACGGAUUCUCGCUGUUCUAUGACAAUGUGCUGAAAGCUCAAAGUGAUCUUGAACUAAAGUACAGUGGGCGGAACAAUCAUGAGCAGGAAAUGUUCCAAGCUCCGGAAGAGCCACCAAGGCUGAAGAUCAAGCAGGAACCGCUGUUGAACAUUAAAGAGGAAGCUGUAGACCCAAGUUCCAGGGCGAAGGAGGUACCCGAAAACACGUUGAUUAUCAAGAAUCCCAACAUUACGAAUGACAAAAACAAAAUUCUCUUAUUCAAUAAUCAAAACUACGACGGUCAGCAAUCGAAGCAGUUUCGCGAAUCAAAAAACUGCGAAAUCCUAGAAAUCGUCAAUUUGUAUCCUCCAAUCGUAGACAUUACAAGUGCCACCAUCAGGGAAGUUCAGCCGUACGAGAUAACCCUGCCCUCAGUAUCUAACACGGGAUUCCAGCAGCAGUUGGCUCCGCAGCUCGUCAACCUGAAAACAGAGGACACUGCAGAAUCGUACGAAGACUAUGAAGACUAUUCCGGCUACUAUCACGACUUCCAGUGUGGAUUGUUCGCUUUGGAUGAGCACAGCUAUUCCAAACUUCCCAUCCAAGCUGAUGACAACAAGGACGAAAUCUUCCCACAACUCCCGGAACCAGUAGAGCCCAUCAACUUGGGUGAUUCCGCUACGGUUAGGGUAAUACACGUGGAACUUCCAUCCACACAACCGGAACCUUCCAGACAUUCGUGCCAGUUAUGUCACCGGAAAUUUGAGUCCCACUUGAAGCUUAUCAAGCAUCGUACUUUCACUUGCAACGUUCGACCAGUCGUCCAUUUCCGAUGCAUUUACUGCUCACGUAGGUUCCCAACCCGGAUGCAACAACAAGUUCAUCUAAGCUUCUGCCGCAAACGGAUCCAACGACGAAAACAGCUGCAAUUGAAGGCAACCUUGGCUAAAGAAUCGAGAAAGUCCCGCAAAACCGAACCAUCCAAGAACAAGCCGCGUAAAAACGACAAAACCAAUCGCUACGAUUGCACCAUGUGCGAACGGACCUACACCAGAUCGUCCAACUUGAAGCGACAUAUGGCCAGCCACCGACCGGUGGAACAGUGGAACCACAAGUGCGGCAUUUGCCAGCGGAUCUUCGACAAGCUGUUCGAUUUGAAGAAACACUUCCAGCUGGCGAAGUGUAGCAAAGUGGAGAAUACGGAUGGUGAGGAAGCGAGUUCUGUGGACCCCCUUGCCGCAGAGAUGAUGGGUGAAUCGACGCGGUUGUUGUAUGUAUGCUCCACGUGCAACAAGCAGUUCAAAUCGUACAACAGUUUGAAGGUGCACGAGAGUAUUCACACUGGUCUCAAAAGCUUCGUCUGUGAUACGUGUGGCAAACGGUUCGGAGGUCAGAUAAAUCUCAUCCAACAUCGACUGACUCACGUGGAUACGAGGCAGUACGCCUGCAAGCUUUGUCCGAAGGUUUUCAAACGAAGCGGAGGUCUCGGCCAGCACGUUAAGUCGUUCCACAUGAAAAUUAAGCCGUACCAGUGCCCUGUUUGCCGAAGAGACUUUGCCUUGAAGGCGGACAUGACCCGGUGUCGGCAUUCGAAAUUGAAAGAUUACGGUUAAAAAAUGUAACGUGUUUAAAAACAAAUGCAUGACUAUAUAUUGAAUAAAAAAAAGGGUAUAAAAGUAACAAUUGUUUAAGAGAGUUUAAUUUUCAUAAAUUUUAAAGUUACCAAACCAUGAUAAUUAGCGGAAACCACAACCAGCGGCGUCAUGGUCGCGAUUCUUUCCGCAGUCAAGUUCGCAGAUUGUGAACAAUCCUCGGUACCCACUUUACGUAAUUUAUGUUUAGUCCCUUACUGUCAGAGCUGUCAGAUCGGUGUAGCACGCAAAAUUUAAUUUACACAAAAGGCUAUUUACACGGUAA